Columba livia (rock pigeon) is the source of this 5865-nucleotide messenger RNA. RefSeq names its product FOS like 2, AP-1 transcription factor subunit (gene FOSL2). NCBI's taxonomy places the organism in Eukaryota, Metazoa, Chordata, Aves, Columbiformes, Columbidae. Gene Ontology annotation, biological process: regulation of transcription by RNA polymerase II. Gene Ontology annotation, cellular component: nucleus. The record is from RefSeq and is a predicted model, not a curated record. The transcript is spliced from 4 exons. Gene Ontology annotation, molecular function: RNA polymerase II cis-regulatory region sequence-specific DNA binding; DNA-binding transcription factor activity, RNA polymerase II-specific. The coding region runs from base 668 to 1639 and encodes 323 amino acids.
AGGUGGGGCCGGUGCGCCGCGGGUUUGACGUGUGCGAGUGCACAUGGUGCGGCGGCGGCGGGCGGAUAAUAAGCGAGUGGGACCGGGGCGAUGCCAUUGCUCUGAGUCACCGCGGGUGCGCGGAGCUGCCGCUUCGCCCUACCGGGGAGCCGCGGGGCGUUAGACCCGGUUGAGUCACCCCGCGCCGGGAAAAGGGGCGGCCGGUGGUGGUGGUGGUGGUUGGUGGUGGUGGGGGCGGAGGAGAACCGCUCCGCCUGCAGCCCCCGGGGCCGCGGCCGCUCCGCCGGCGGGGCGAGUCUCACCGGCUAGCGCGGAGAGAGGACAUUGGCGUGCGCGCUGCCCGCGCCUGCUUGCGCGCACGGCUCUGCUCCCGCCGCAUCGCUCCCGCCGCACCGCCGAGCCCUCCCGUCCCAUCGGCACUUCGCUGCUACUUCAGCCUCUUUUAUUUUUAUUUUGUUGUUUUUCUUUUUUUUCUCUCUUUUUAUUAUUUUUUUUUACCUUUCCGCUCUGCAAAGCAUUUUUUUUUCCGGUCCGCGGCGAGCGUUGGGAGGCGAACGGCAAGAGCCGAAGAGAUCGGGAGGGAGAAGGGGGCGGGGAGACGGCGAGGGAGCGGCGGGUGUCGGUGUGAGAAGGCGGGGACGCGGCUCCCCCGGCCCGACCUCGGACCAUGUACCAGGACUACCCCGGCAACUUCGACACCUCCUCCAGAGGCAGCAGCGGCUCCCCGGGACAUCCCGAGACGUACUCCAGCGGCGCAGCCCAGCAGAAAUUUCGAGUAGAUAUGCCAGGAUCAGGCAGCGCUUUUAUCCCUACGAUCAACGCCAUCACAACUAGCCAAGACCUGCAGUGGAUGGUCCAGCCCACCGUCAUCACCUCUAUGUCAAGCCCUUACUCUCGCUCACACCCCUACAGCCACCCACUGCCCCCGCUGUCUUCAGUGGCCGGACACACGGCCCUUCAGCGACCUGGUGUGAUCAAAACCAUCGGGACCACUGUGGGACGGAGACGAAGAGACGAGCAGCUGUCGCCUGAGGAAGAAGAGAAGCGAAGGAUCCGGAGAGAGAGGAACAAGCUGGCAGCUGCUAAGUGUCGUAACAGGCGUCGAGAACUAACAGAGAAGCUCCAGGCGGAAACUGAAGUGCUGGAGGAAGAGAAGUCAGUGCUGCAAAAGGAGAUUGCUGAGCUCCAGAAGGAGAAGGAGAAGCUGGAGUUUAUGCUGGUGGCUCACAGCCCUGUGUGCAAAAUCAGCCCUGAGGAACGUCGGAGUCCACCAUCCAGCAGCCUCCAGAGCGUUCGGACUGGAGCGAGCGGAGCGGUGGUGGUGAAGCAGGAGCCUGUGGAGGAAGAGAUUCCAUCUUCGUCUUUGGUCCUUGACAAAGGCCAAAGGUCUGUCAUUAAGCCCAUCAGCAUUGCUGGAGGUUUUUAUGGGGAAGAGGCACUCAACACUCCUAUCGUGGUGACCUCAACACCAGCCAUCACUCCUGGCUCUUCCAACUUGGUGUUCACCUACCCCAACGUGUUGGAUCAGGAGUCUCCUCUCUCCCCAUCCGAGUCCUGCUCCAAAGCUCACCGGAGGAGCAGCAGCAGUGGUGACCAGUCCUCGGAUUCCUUGAACUCUCCCACCUUGCUGGCAUUGUAAUCCCCCUGCAGCCCCCCAUUUUGCCAGUGUGUUACAUCCCCCCAGCACUGUGGGGGGAGCUCCCCUCCAUGGGAUUAGAGACAGGCACAGGAUCGUUCAAGCACAAGGGCAGCAAGAACAAGGAUGGGGAAGUGCUGCAGCUCCAGGAAGGAGAGUGAGGACCAACGCCAGUUGCCUGGAGGCAGGAAAUGGCAAUGGUGGGACUGACGUGCCAGGACUGUUUGGAGAGGGUGAUAUCCCCUCUGUAGGGACAGCCUAUGACCUCUUCAUGGCCAUAAUGGACCUGGGGAGCACUCCUGGCCAGGACUGAGGGCGAGCUGCAGACAGUUGCUAGUCAUCCCUUUCCUUUGUGAAUUGAUCUGAUCAGUUGUGCUCUGUGCUUAGAUCAUUCUGGUUAGUUGAUCUUACAGCUUCUCUCUCUCUCUCUCUCUGCUUAUGAUUUCCAAUGUUGUUGAUCCCAUGACAUUUCAUCCAGUUGCUCUGAACUCUAAAGGCUUGGUAGGAUCUUUCCUCUUGUGACAGGCUGUGGGGAAACAUGUGGGGGUGCCCAGGCAGGUGAGGGGUGGCUGGGAGGUCUGGGGGAGGGAGAACCAAGAGGACCCCAAGGGCUCAGCAACAAGGGCAGAGCUUGUAACUCUGGCCUGGGGCACAGACACAGCAAACAGAGAUGGCAGGAGGCUCACAAGGAAGCCUUUCUUUCUUAAAAUGUAGAUAUAUUUAUCCCCUUGGGCUCCUUGAAAAACCAAGUUAGCAUCUCGGGGCCAAAGUAGCGUCAGAAAAGCUGCUGGGCUGGCACUUAGCAGUGUCUUUGGCAGGGGUUUACUCCAGUUUGGUGGAUAUCAAAUCUGCUGCUUUUUGUUUACUCUUCCUGGGCUGCUCACCGUCUAGGGAGUAUUACAUCUUCCUCCCCAUCAGGGCUCCUGACUCAGAGGCUGAUCUCCUCCUGUUAGCAAAUCUUCCCUUCGGCCAUACUUGCAGAACUUGCUACUGAAAAAGAGGUGGCACCACGUGCCUAUAUAUCUAGGAUGGAAACUGGCAGUGAAUAAGAGGGUGAAACUAGUUAGCUAUCCCCUUGCUGACUUUUUAUUUGUUGAGAAACAAAGCAGCAUGCAUCCACAAGUUGAUGGUAGCAGGUGUUGUUUGCUCAGAGAUUGCCAGUUUCCAGACUUGGGGGAAAGGCAGUGGUCCAGCCUCCAGCACAGCACAGGCCACAAGGUGCUCCCGAUCAGGCAGGAAUGGCAUGGCUGAAGUGAUGACCCGUUUGAAUUUGAACAGAGCUUCUGAUAACCUUUGGUUAUAAAUGACAAAUUGACAGUGGAGCAAAAUUGAUUGCCAUUAUUUGCACCUCAGUCUUUGGCCUCUGUUUCAUCUUGCAUUAUAAUUGAUCUGGCUUUGUUGGGGUUGGUUAGCCUGAAGACAGAAGAACAAAUCAGAGGGCUCUUCCCCUAGCCCUGGGUCCUUGUCUUCUCCAACCUGUGGGCUUGGUUGCUACUACUAAGUGCUCACAGAGGGCAUGAGCUCUCCAGCGCUGCUGAUCACUACUGAAAACAGUCAUGUGUGUAACCUGUUCUGUCUUGGAGCCAAGCUCAGUUCCUGUUGAUGUCAAGGCACUUACAAACCAUGACCAUAUGCACACUAGGACUGCCCAGCUAGCCAGCUGCACCACUUAGGGCUUAGCAAUUUGGUCCUGCUUGUUGAAGCUGUGGUGGCAGCUAUUUAUUUUGGUGUGAGAUUUUUCUUGUUCUUUCAUGUAUAUAUAUAUAUUUUAAUCAGCUGAAACCAGGGUAUUUCUUGGUCAGGCUGGACCCGGACAAAUGCGAUAUGCAAUUAUAGGGCCAGUCCUGUGAAAUGCUAAACUGCUGCAGUCCCUACCAACUCCCCUGGGAAUUGAUAGGGUUCAGCCUUGUGGAACCCAGACCUUUACUCAGCAGGGCUGGCUUCCCUCAAAUCCUGGUCACUGCCCAUUCCUUGAAUCAUUUCAAAGGGACACUACUUUGGCUCUAAAGAUAGGCAUUGCCCUUUUUUUUUGUUAUUCCUAUUAUUUUUCAACCUGGGUAUUUACCAAACCUGCCAGAAAUAGAAAGAUAUUAGUGGUCCUUUUGCUUCAUAAAGCUGAUUGUGAUUCAGGCUUUUUCUUUAUUGCUUAAACACUCCCAUCAUUAUACUGGUGCUAGAGGUUUCAAAUGGAGCUCACACAAUAAGCAAAUUUGAUAAAGGAGUUCUCUUGUCCUCACAUAAAAAUUAAAACUUCAUUUUCAACAAAGUAGACCUUAAACUUCCCAUAGUUAGUACAAAGGAUCCUGUUUUCGUAAGGUUUUAUGCAGAUGAUAUCACUUUAGGUUAAACUGCUGCUUCUCUACCCAUUUCCAUUUUGCCAGAUGCUUGUUUGGGCCAGUUUGGAUUGAGAGUCUAAAACUGUUCAAUAAAAUGACUCUGCAUGUCAUUUCCACUCCUUUUUGGGGAGAAUGCAACGUUGGCAAGCAGUGAAUCCUAAAGUGAUGCAGCUACUUUGGAGGUCAGCGGAACAGGAUCACUGUCUCCCAGAACGCCAGGAGCAUUCAUACUAGGGGUUUUGGGAAGUCAGGUGCCUCCUCCAGCCCAAGUAAGCCUAAAUCCCAGUGGAACAACAAAAAUAACCUUUGUUUUUGCUCACUGUAUCAUUGCCACAAGGAGCUGCAGCUGGUAGUGGGCAACACUGCCUGCUGCCUAGUCAUUGACCUUCUCAGUGACAGGACAACCCCCUUUCCUGUCCUGUGAUGCUGACGGGAGCCACACGAAACUGCCCGGAAAAGAGGAUUAUUUCUACUAUCUGGAAAAAGCCCCAAAUACCUUGUGCCUGCCUAUUUUGUCCCUCAAACCUCUUAGAGAAUGUCUGUGUUGGGAUCUCUGGUCUCCUGCCUUCCAUAUUUUGUGGAUCAGCAUUACCUUUGUUUAGUCUCUAGCAGACAGGUACAGCUUGAGCUCUGCUGCUGCUCUUCUGGUCUGGUCCUGUGUUGUCCUUUUCACGUUUACUGGUGUACUUUUUGGGAAUUGACUGUCUUCCCCCACCCCCAAAACAGUAUUUUCAAAGAGUAUUUUCCCUGCUGAUUCCUAGAUGUACAGUGUCUCCAUGUUCUGCAUGUAAUGGGGAUGCGAGAGCUGUUAUAACUAGUGUCUGACCAAGAGUUGUUGAAGUCAAUAGAAAAAGGCCCAGGGAAUUUCAGCUGGUAUUGGGUCAAUCCCUUAGUGACCAGCCCAAUGAAGCCUCUAAUAACACCUGAAUUAAUCAAUGCCAAACUGGGAGGAGCAGUAGUAGCUGCGUUGAAGGAAACAUUCAGCUUCCAGGUGAUGUUUGCCAUUCCAGUUUUGCCCUUGUUCCUCCUUCUCAGUUGUGGCGUUGCCUUCAUCCAUUCCUUUCUCAUAGGUGUGGAGACUGGGAAGUCUCAAACUGCUGGUGGUGUGGUGGGAUUUGGGACCAACAUGCUGGGGACAGUAGCUCUCUGUUGUGUUUUUAUAAUUAUUAUUUAAAUUAUCUAUUUAGUUCAUCUGAACCUUUAAUUUUGCUGCUUACUGUAUGUAGGAUCCACCUGGCCUUCAUCCUAAAUGGAAAGAAAAAAACAAAAUUAAAACAAACCUAAGACAGCCCUCUCCUCCCCAGUAUCUUAUUAUUUAUUGGUAGGCAGCCGUCUUGUGCCUGCUCCAGCAGAUCUGCCUGCCAUUUAUUUAACAUCCUCCCAACUCACAUUCCUGGUAUUUGGUUGUUGCUUCUUUUUUGUUGUUGUUGUUGUUGUUGGGUUUUCUUUCUUUUCCUUCUAAAACAGACUUCUGAAAUGUAAGAAACCUUAUUAUUAUGACACGAGUUCAUUUUCAUUAGGAAGGCCAAGUCAAACAUUUUAAGAGGUGGGGGGAACAAUUUACAUUUUAUUUCUUAUUUAUUUAUCAUGUUUACAUCUUUUUUUUUUUUUCCUGUUCAAGACUUGGAUAUAAUAAAGAGAGCAUUAAAAAUACUCCAAUUUUCUUUUUUCAGGCUUUUUUUUUUUAUUCUUUAAAUAAAAGAUUCUGGGUUUUGUUGUUGUCUGUAUAAAAUGUAAAAAGAGACAUGUUUCUGAAGAUGCAUUAUCAUUCCUCUGUGAACAGUAGGUGGAGUUGAGGACAAAUCUCAGAAUACAAGAUAAUAAUAAAAUCCCAUCCUGUUUUACUUAAUUGUUCCCCUCCUAUCCUGUAUAAUUAAAGGGUUAUUCCACUUU